AUGGAAAAGUAUGUUAGACUACAGAAGAUUGGAGAAGGUUCAUUUGGAAAAGCCAUUCUUGUUAAAUCUACAGAAGAUGGCAGGCAAUAUGUUAUCAAGGAAAUUAACAUCUCAAGAAUGUCCAGUAAAGAAAGGGAAGAAUCAAGGAGAGAAGUUGCAGUAUUGGCAAACAUGAAGCAUCCAAAUAUUGUCCAGUAUAGAGAAUCAUUUGAAGAAAAUGGCUCUCUCUACAUAGUGAUGGAUUACUGUGAAGGAGGCGAUCUGUUUAAACGAAUUAAUGCUCAGAAAGGCAUUCUGUUUCAAGAGGAUCAGAUUUUGGAUUGGUUUGUACAGAUAUGUUUGGCCUUGAAACAUGUACAUGAUCGAAAAAUUCUUCAUCGAGACAUAAAGUCCCAGAAUAUAUUUUUAACCAAAGAUGGGACAAUACAACUUGGAGAUUUUGGAAUUGCUCGAGUACUUAAUAGUACUGUGGAGCUGGCUCGAACUUGCAUAGGGACCCCCUACUACUUAUCACCUGAAAUCUGUGAAAACAAACCUUACAACAAUAAAAGUGACAUUUGGGCUCUGGGGUGUGUCCUGUAUGAGAUGUGUACACUUAAACAUGCAUUUGAAGCUGGCAAUAUGAAAAACUUGGUACUGAAGAUAAUAUCUGGAUCUUUUCCACCUGUAUCUUUACAUUAUUCUUAUGACCUCCGCAAUUUACUCUCUCAGUUAUUUAAAAGAAAUCCUAGGGAUAGACCAUCAGUCAACUCCAUAUUGGAGAAAGGUUUUAUAGCCAAACGCAUUGAAAAGUUUCUCUCACCUCAGCUUAUUGCAGAAGAAUUUUGUCUAAAAACAUUUUCCAAGUUUGGAGCGCAGCCUGUACCAGCUAAAAGACCAGCUUCAGGACAAAGCUUGGCUUCUUUUGUGUCUGCUCAGAAAAUUACAAAGCCUGCCGCUAAAUAUGGAGUACCUUUAACAUAUAAGAAAUUUGGAGAUAAAAAAUUACAUGAAAAGAAACCACUCCAAAAACAUAAACAGGCCCAUCAAAUCCCAGUGAAGAAAGUGAAUCCUGGAGAAGAAAGGAGGAAAAUGUUUGAGGAAGCAGCAAGAAAGAGAAGGUUGGAAUUUAUUGAAAAAGAAAAGAAACAAAAGGAUCAGGUAAUUAGUUUAAUGAAGGCCGAGCAGAUGAAAAGACAGGAAAAGGAAAGGUUGGAGAGAAUAAAUAGGGCCAGGGAACAAGGAUGGAGAAACGUGCUAAAUACUGGUGGAAGUGGUGAAGUAAAGGCUCCCUUUUUUGGCAGUGGAGGGGCUGUGGCUCCAUCAUCUUUUUCUUCUCGAGGACAGUAUGAACAUUAUCAUGCUAUUUUUGAUCAAAUGCAGCAACAAAGAGCAGAAAAUAAUGAAACUAAAUGGAAAGGAGAGAUAUAUGGCCGAAGACAUCCAGAAAGAGGAAUUUCACCUGAAAAACAUCUAGGAUUUCAAGGGGCUACAGGUCAUCACCAUUUCCCAAAUGCUGAUGCUCUUAGAAAAGCUUUGAAAAGAUCGACAAUCAUGUCUAAACAAGCCAAUGUAAACAGGCAAAAGGGGCAGCUAGCUGUGGAAAGAGCUAAACAAGUAGAAGAGUUCCUACAACGAAAACGGGAAGCACGGCAAAAUAAAGCUCGAGCUGAAGGACAUAUGGGAAUCCUGCAAAACCUGGCAGCUAUGUAUGGAGGCAGGUCCAGCUCUUCAAGAGGAGGGAAGCCAAGAAACAAAGAGGAAGAGGUUUAUCUGGCAAGACUGAGGCAAAUAAGACUGCAGAAUUUCAAUGAGCGCCAACAGAUUAGAGCCAAACUUCGUGGUGAAAAGAAAGAAGCUGAUUAUUCCGAAGGACAAGAAGGAAGCGAGGAGGCUGGCAUGCGGCGUAAAAAAGUUGAAGCAUUUAAGGCCCAAGCAAGUGCACGUGCUGCUGUACUAAAAGAACAAUUAGAACGAAAGAGAAAGGAAGCAUAUGAGAGAGAAAAGAAAGUAUGGGAAGAGCAUUUGGUGGCUAAAGGAGUAAAGAAUUCUGAUAUGUCUCCACCUUUGGGACAACAUGAAGCAGGUGGCUCUCCAUCAAAGCAACAGAUGAGAUCUGUUAUUUCUGUGACUUCAGCUUUGAAAGAAGUGGGAAUGGACAGAAGUUUAACUGAGACCCAGGAAACCUCAGAAGACAUGCAGAAGACUAACACUGCUAUUUCAAGUAAGCGAGAAAUACUACGUAGAUUAAAUCAAAAUCUUAAAGCUCAAGAAGAUGAAAACGGAAAGCAAUGUCACUCUGAUACGUGUGAGAUAGUUGUUAAUGAAGAUGCCAAAGAGCAUGAAAAAGAAAAAUCGGUUUCAUCUGAUCGCAAGAAAUGGGAGGCUGGAGGUCAACUUGUGAUUCCUUUGGAUGAGUUUACAUUGGAUACAUCCUUCUCUGCAACUGGAAAACAUACAGUGGGAGAGGUUAUUAAAUUAGAUCCUGGUGGAUCUCCAAGAAAAGUCUGGGGGAGAAGCCCUACAGAUUCAGUUCUAAAGAUACUUGGAGAAGCUGAACUACAACUUCAGACAGAACUAUUGGAAAACACAACUGUUAGAAGUGAGACUUCUCCUGAAAGGGAGAAUUACAAACCUUUAAUUCCUGGAGAAGAAAAAGUAGAAUAUAUUUCACUUGAAAUGAAUCCAUCAGCUACUGUUGAUUCUUCUGUUGAAAUGAACAGUCCAGAGUUUAGUGAGGCAUCUCCACAGACAUCAUUGAAGCCAGAAGAAAAUGUGGAUGAAGCUGAUGGCUUAGAAACAGAAGUUCUGCAAGAGCCAGAUGGAGCAAACAAAGAUGGUAGCUUGCCAUGCACGAUUAUUGAUGUGUGGAUUAGUGAGAUAAAAGAAACAAAGGGAACUGAGUUGGAAGAUAGGAUCACUGUUCAGCAAAAUGAAAUUUCUGAAGAUGAAAUCCCAAACAAUGUGGACCACCUUAGUGAAGUUGAUAUAAGACCUGAAAUAGGUGAUUCUCAGCACCCUAAAUGUGAUGUUGAUAAAUCUGUGCAAUCAGAGCCAUUUUUCCAUAGAGUGGUUCUUUCAAAACACUUGAACGUAGUCUCUCAAAUUCAGUCAAUUCUAUGUUCACCAGAAGAAUCCUUUCCGCUUCGAUCUCGCUCUGAUUCACCAUCAAAAAAUAAAAGCCAAAAUUCCUUGCUGAUUGGACUUUCAACUGGUCUAUUUGAUGCAAACAACCCAAAGAUGUUGAGGACAUGUUCACUUCCAGAUCUCUCAAAAUUGUUCAGAACACUGAUGGAUGUGCCCACUGUAGGAGAUGUAUGUCAAGACAAUCUUGAAAUAGAUGAAAUUGAAGAUGAGCAUAUUAAAGAAGGACCUUCUGAUUCUGAAGACAUUGUUUUUGAAGAAACUGACACAGAUUUACAAGAGCUUCAGGCCUCUAUGGAACAGUUACUUAGGGAACAACCUGGAGAAGAAUACAGUGAGGAGGAAGAAUCAGUCUUAAAGAACAGUGACAUAGAACAGACUGCAAAUGGGACAGAUCUGGCAGAUGAGGAUGACAAUCCCAGCAGUGAAAGUGCCCUAAAUGAAGAAUGGCAUUCAGAUAACAGUGAUGGUGAGAUUACCAGUGAAUGUGAAUAUGAUAGUGUCUUUAACCAUUUAGAGGAACUGAGACUUCACCUGGAGCAGGAAAUAGGCUUUGAAAAAUUCUUUGAGGUUUAUGAGAAAAUAAAAGCUGUUCAUGAAGAUGAAGAUGAAAAUAUCGAGAUUUGUUCAACAAUAGUUCAGGAUAUUUUAGGAAAUGAACAUGAACAUCUUUAUGCCAAGAUUCUUCAUUUAGUCAUGGCAGAUGGAGCCUAUCAAGAAGUCAAGAGCACUAAACGUGGUACCAGACCAGUGGGUAUAGUCCUGACUCUGACAAGCUGUGCAGUAGGAAUUGGAGAAGGGAAGCUUGGAUUAUCAAAAAUGGAAAGAAAUGUAGAGCCAUAA
Messenger RNA from Neomonachus schauinslandi (Hawaiian monk seal), 3966 nucleotides. RefSeq names its product NIMA related kinase 1 (gene NEK1). Gene Ontology annotation, molecular function: ATP binding; protein kinase activity. Gene Ontology annotation, biological process: protein phosphorylation. NCBI's taxonomy places the organism in Eukaryota, Metazoa, Chordata, Mammalia, Carnivora, Phocidae. The record is from RefSeq and is a predicted model, not a curated record.